AUGUUUUCAGGGUUGACUGUGCACGGUCCCUCGGGUCCUCUGGUUGCUCCUCUGGGAUCUUCACUGGUUCUGCCCUGUUAUGUUGAUGAACCUUUACUAAUGGAGAGACUGGAGGUGGAGUGGAGAAGAACAGACUCAGAGACUUUCGUUCAUCUGUUUCAAGAUGGUGAGAGUCGACCAGAGGCACAGUCGCAGGAUUAUCAGGACAGAGCUCAUUUCUUCACUGAGGAGAUUAAACACAGAAACUUCUCCCUCCGGCUGGACCAUCUGAGAGCUGAAGAUGAAGGACGAUACACAUGUACAGUUCACAGUCAGCAGGAGUCUGGAGAAACUGAGGUUCAAAUAAAAGAUGUUGAGCGUUUGCUGGUCUCAGGAUCAGAUCGGUCCAUGUCUGCGUCUGUGGGUGAAGACGUCACUCUGAACUGCUCUGUCGACUCUCACAUCAAACCUGAACACUUAGAUGAGGUUUCCUGGAAGAAAACUGAUGAAGAUAAUGAAGAUGAAGACAAGCUGGUCCUGCUCUACCAGUACAACAAGACCUUUCCAGGUUCAUCAGAUGAGCGAUACCGAGACCGAGCUGAGUUCUUCACCACUGAAAUCCCCAGAGGAAACUUCUCUGUCCGACUGAAGAGCGUCAGAACGGAGGAUAAAGGGGUUUACAUGUGUCAUGUGUUUGCUGGAAGACAUUCAGCCAAUGCAACUGUAGUGCUGGACCAACUGGGUUUCUCUGCGUUACACAUAAUAAUGCUGAUUCUCUGUGUCUCUGCAUCUGGAUCUGCACUUCUGCUCUUCUGUCUGAUCUACUGUAGAUCUCCUACUAAAGACUCAGUCUUUCGUCUUCAGAUGUUCCUCGUCUUCUGUCCAAAUAUUCUGAUGUGUCUCGCGUUCGUCCUCUGGGGGUUAUCUGAAGGAUCAGUGUUUGAGUCGGUCUGUUGUUCUGCUCUGUAUCUCCUGAGGCCGCUCGUGUUGCUCUGGACGGCUCCGUAUUUCCAUCACUUCACAGCCAACAUUAAAACAUGGAUUCGGAUUUUCAGUUAUUAUACAGAAUAUACAGUUUUCUCAGCUGUGUUUUACUCAGUGUUGUUUAAAUCUGCGUAUGACAAAAGUCUGAACUACGCUGGAUUUGAAGGAGUCAUGAUUACAGUCCUGUUUGUGAUCGCGCUCCUGCUAAACCUCCUCUUUAUUAUCUACUCGGUGGCUUUAUUAACUGUGACGCUGAGCGAGCGCAUCAAGACUAUAUUCAACGUUCUGGCUCGUGUAAGCUUUGAUGUUCUUCCUCCACUGCAGUUCAUCCUCCUGUUCUUCAGCUUCGGGUCGAGAACAGGAUUCCUCAUUGUUGCACUGUUGCCAGUGUUGACUACAGUGACGAGAUUUCACUGGGACAGAUUAUGUGGUCAACAGAUGGGCUGUUCUCCUGCGGUCAGGAGAUCAGUGUAUGUGAUCUUCAUGUUAGUGGUCAAUGCUGGACUGGUGUAUUUCUACAGCACAGCUCUGGACAAUGAGAAGGAUCGUGUCGGAUGGGUGUGUGUGAUCGUGUUUCUUCAGUCACUCUGGGCAGUGAUAAACUUCACAUUCUCAUUUACAUGGGAUCUUCUCCGUGUUGUUCCUGUGUAUGUGUUUGGAUCAGUCGGUGUAGUUUUCCUGAACGCUGUUGCUCUGAUGACUGAACUGAUCCUGAGAACAGUUAAUGGAGUAGGAGCCGUCGGAGAUAUGAGGAUCGUCGUGUUUUCCUCUGAAAUCCUCUUCACUUUAUUUCUCUUUAUUCUACUGAUAUUUGAACCCUGGAUCAAACCGUGUCUACAGUCAUGUCUGAAGGCAAUGAAGUCUCGUCGAUCUCGAUCUGCUGGAUCUCAGGAUCAGGAAUCUCAGAAUACAGCAGAUCCUGAUGAAACUACAGCCAGUGGAUCAAACCAGAACCAGAUCCAGAACCCAGCAGGAUCUCACGAGAUGAAGCCUCUACUGAAUGAGCACCAGAACCAGAACCAGAUCCAGAACCAGAACCAGAACCAAGACCAGAUCCAGAACCAGAACCAAGACCAGAACCAGAACCAGGACCAGGACCAGAUCCAGAACCCAGCAGGAUCUCACGAGAUGAAUCCUCUACUGAAUGAAGUGUUGUCACAGCCAUAA
Molecule: messenger RNA, 2130 nt
Organism: Pimephales promelas (fathead minnow)
Lineage: Eukaryota; Metazoa; Chordata; Actinopteri; Cypriniformes; Leuciscidae
Source: RefSeq, a predicted model, not a curated record